This is a messenger RNA of Scatophagus argus, 2479 nucleotides long. It is a transcript of the gene rab13, whose product is annotated as RAB13, member RAS oncogene family. Gene Ontology annotation, molecular function: GTPase activity; GTP binding. The transcript is spliced from 8 exons. Bases 512 to 1114 code for a protein of 200 amino acids. NCBI's taxonomy places the organism in Eukaryota, Metazoa, Chordata, Actinopteri, Scatophagidae. Gene Ontology annotation, biological process: Golgi vesicle fusion to target membrane; protein localization to plasma membrane; regulation of exocytosis. Gene Ontology annotation, cellular component: plasma membrane; synaptic vesicle; trans-Golgi network transport vesicle. The record is from RefSeq and is a predicted model, not a curated record.
CCUUGCUGGAUGCCUGCGUGUCUGAGCCGUUACCCUCAUGAAGCACUCCCACACGACGUAGCUUUUCAGCGGAUCUGGGAUGUGGGCCGACAGCCGAAGUUUUUUUCGAGGCAGAAAAAACACGUAGCCGCCCCGGGUACGUUUUUGAACGGAGUGAUAUUGACUUUUAAAGGAAAGAAAAAUGAAACUUGACUAGAAUUUGGUGACGAAGCCUGACCUGCAGUAGACAGUUUAGCUAACUUUGGAUGGCGUGUUGCUAUUUUUUUUUGUUCAUCCAGCUCAAUCCAAACAUAACACAGAGGCGCUGAGGGGGAUCGGAAUUUACCGGUGACAAGGGGGAAAGACAAGAAGAUCCCCACUCGUUACAUGGAGCAACCUUACUGUCCCUGCUUCGUUUUCAUCACAGUCGAGAUUUGAAGACUGAAUUCGAUGAAAAGCACCUCUGGAAGGGCACACCUCAGACUUUUUCUCCCUUUUACUUCUGCUUUACUUUUGAAGCUCAACUCCAACUAUGGCGAAAAAGUAUGAUUUCCUUUUCAAACUGUUACUCAUCGGGGACAGCGGAGUGGGCAAAACAUGUCUGAUCAUUCGUUUUGCUGAGGACAAUUUCAACUCCACAUACAUUUCCACCAUAGGCAUCGACUUUAAAGUAAAAACCAUUGAAGUGGAUGGAAAGAAAGUGAAACUACAAGUCUGGGACACAGCAGGGCAGGAGAGGUUCAAGACCAUUACAACAGCCUACUACAGAGGAGCCAUGGGCAUCAUCCUGGUGUACGACAUCACAGACGAGAAGUCCUUCGAAAACAUUCAGAACUGGAUGAAGAGCAUCAAAGAAAAUGCCUCAGCUGGAGUCAGUCGAAUGUUACUAGGUAAUAAGUGCGACAUUGAAGCAAAGCGAAAAGUUUCCAAGGAGAUGGGAGAAAAGUUGGCAAAAGAUCAUGGUAUCAGGUUCUUUGAGACCAGUGCAAAGUCCAGCAUUAAUGUGGAGGAGUCUUUUCUGUCUUUGGCACGUGACAUCUUACAAAAGUCCAGCAAGAAACCAGGCCCCACAGGUCGAGAGGUGAAAAUCACAAGCAGUACAGAGAAAAAAUCUUCCAAAUGUGUUCUUCUCUAGAAAAGAUAUUGACCAGCACGCAUAAGGAAGCCCCAUACAAAUUUAAGAACGCAUCAUUAUUACUGUGGAGAAAUACAGCACAGUAGGGUUUCUGUCUCCAUCUGGUGGGCUCGAAUGUCACAUACACGCCGGUGCUAAAAGUAUGUUUUUAUACCAAACUACUGGUGUUCCCCACCAUGUGUAGUUAACAUAAACAUUUGUGUUUCUGCCAAGUAUUUCUCUGGCUUAUCACCACACUAUCAUCAACACUGCAACACUCACUGCUUAACGUCUUAAAAAAGGAACUAUGUUUUUAAAUAUUUUUGGGCUGGUUAGCUUUGUAAAAAUCCUCCUCAGAUUAACUGAAGCAGACGUGUUUUGAUUCACGUAAAGUACACCCUUGUCAUUUACUGUUCAUCUUAAAUUGAAGGAGCCAUAGGUAUCUCAUAGAGUCUGUUAGAUAGUUUAAAUAAUGGGCAGAAUUGGUAAAUUUAUUAAUGUCAGAAAAUGUAUUUGGCUACCAAUUUCUGAAAUUCUAUGUAUUUUUAUGAUAUAACACAUAGGCGUAGGUUUCGUUUGAAUAGUGGGUGUGGGAGGCAUCAGACAUUUCAUUUCCUGCAUUCUGAUGAAUUUCUAUGCACCAAUUUGUGCCUUUUCUGUGUUAACUCGUGGUGGAUAAAGUCUGGAGUAUAGUGAGGUAUAAUACAGUAAGGCCCUCAGACAUGCUUUCAAACAUUUAUUCUCCUUGUCCUUUAAAACUGAUGAGAUGUUUCCAUGGUGUACAGUAUUUUCAUGCAUUCAAUGGAAUCUACAUUAACAGAUGCCACAAAAUACUAAAGAGAGUCGAAACCAUGGGCGUCUUAUGGUUACAUCCCAUGAGAAGUUAAAAACUCGCUCCUCACAUUAGUGGAUUUCACAAGCCGCGGAUGUCUGUCGUACGGAGUUAAAUCUGACGCAAACACUGGCAAUAAACAAGCUUUGUUUUAACAGGUGAACUGAUUGAGAAUGUGGGAGAUAGGAACAGAGAUCAGUGCAAUAUGAGAAGAUGAGUGGAGAGCUGAAAGAGUGAUGGAUAAUGCAAGUGAAUGGACAGGAUGUGAGGGAAGCAGCGGCGGUUUUUGCGUUUUGAAUUGAUUUAUCUGAAGUGCCUGGUAAAUUUCUUACUAAACACAUGACACGACAGUCUCCUUUUACAAGCAGUUUCAGAUCAUUCGACUGAUUCUGAUUGUAGGUGCUCAUCUGAUCCUGACAGAUAAGAUUUAUUUCCUGUAUCUACUGUUUUAUGCAUUUGUUUCACAUUCUGUCACUUUUUAGACCUGCCACAAGACUUUGUACGUAAUUUACCGACCUGUCGCUUGCUGAAUUAAACCUGAUGAGUGUGUUGGA